AGGCUCGGCCCCAGCCCUGCCUGGCCCAGCUGCCUGCACGGGUGCCCGCCACGCCUGCACCCUCCUGGCACGGCGGGCAGCGCCCAGCUCGGUGCCCUCUCCUCUGGACCGUGGCGGGUCAGUACUGCGUUGGUGCUGGGGAGGAGGAAGAGGAGGAAGAGGAAAAGGCUGCUGGGUGCUCACGGUGCUGCCCCUCUUGGGGUGGCCUCGGUGGGGGUGAUGGGGCUGCACCCGGCGUUAGAGGCUCCUGACCCUCUGGCCUGGGAGGGCUCCCCAAAGCGCCCCGGAGGGAUGUUGGGACUCUGUGCGGACGCUGCUGCUUUCAAACCCUUCGGGCAGCCGUGCUGAAGGAGUCUCCUGCCCUGGAGCAGCACCCACGUCCCGCAGCCAGCCCCGAGGGGAGCCGGCGGGCGGGGGGCGAGCGGGGCGGCUGCUCUGGCCCCCCUGAUGGAGCCGGCGGCGGGCGAGGAGGCAGAACCUGGGCCGCCGGCGGUGCAGGCAGCCGCUGAGGAAGGCUGUGCCGGGCAGCGGGACGAGAGCGAGACCGUGGGGUCGGGGGACCCCGGGGAGCCGUCCCAACACUGUGGAGAGGCAUCUGCUGCUGCCUGGAGAUGCUGGGAGCUGCCACCGACGGAGGAUGCCAGGGAGCCGCUCCUGCCCGGGCAUGAGCAGCCGCCUGCCCACGGUGCCUCCCUGCCCGCGGGGCAGGACCCUCCCGCUGCCGACACCGGCCCCGUCCUGCCCCGCGGGAAGAGCCCAUGGCCCAGCUCCGAAAGUGUCUACAGCUCCAUCCUGAGCCUCUUCGGCGAGGCAGAGAAGGCAUCGGGCGAUGGCGCGGCGGUGGCAGCGGAGCCGUGCCCCGCGCUGGCGGGCAGCGAGGACGAGUGCCCCAUCUGCACGGAGCCCUACGACGAGCAGCGGCACAAGGCGGCCGUGCUGAACUGCAGCCACGGGCUGUGCCGCGCCUGCCUGCGGGCCAUCAUGGACACGGCCACGGGCGCCGAGCUGGGCCGCGUGCGCUGCCCCAUCUGCCGCCAGAAGACGCCCAUGCUGGAGUGGGAGAUCUGCAAGCUGCAAGAGGAGCUGCUCCUGCUGCACGCCCAGCCCGGCUCCCCCGGAGCCCUGGCCACCUCCCGGCCCCCUGCGCUGCCGCCCCGGCGCCCGGGCCUGGCGGGCGCCCUCGAGCAUCGCUUCCAGGUGCGCUUCCACACCAGCCGCAUGUUCGGGUGCCUGCCCUGCGUGCGGUACCCGCCCUGCCUGAUCCGCGCCCUGGCGCGGCUGGAGCGGCGCUGCCGCUGCUGCUACCUCCUGCUGCUGGCGCUGCUGCUGGCGGCAGAGAUGCUCAGCCUGCUCCUCAUCUUCCUCCCCAUUGUCCUGAUGGUGAUUCUCUUCCUCAUCCUCGACAAAUAGCGCUGGCUUUGUGCCCUCAGGCCGAGCGUGCGUGGGGAGGGAGCCCAGCUCCGGCUCUGCCCGCGGCCGUGGUGCCAGCUGGGAGCGGGCCUGUGACCCUGGUGCCUGGGACACCUGGCACUGCCCGUGAGCCCCGAGCGGGUGAGGCAGCGGAGGAGCAGGAGCAGGCAGCAGGGGAGGCCACCCUGGAGCUGGCAUUACCUGCCCCGCGGCGCAGGUGACAUCGCUGCCGCAGCCAGGGGCGGAUGGAUGUGCCCUUCCUGCAAUGGGCACAUCCCUGCCUGGGGGCUGCGGGCCAGAGAGGCUCUGCGGGCAGAGCAGGGCUGUGCCACGGACUGUGCCACCUGCACCCCGGACAAACGGGCUGGGAUCCCCCAGCAUGGA
Passer domesticus (house sparrow) is the source of this 1794-nucleotide messenger RNA. RefSeq lists its product as uncharacterized. Gene Ontology annotation, molecular function: ubiquitin protein ligase activity. Gene Ontology annotation, cellular component: endoplasmic reticulum membrane. The coding region runs from base 448 to 1410 and encodes 320 amino acids. The transcript has a single exon. NCBI's taxonomy places the organism in Eukaryota, Metazoa, Chordata, Aves, Passeriformes, Passeridae. The record is from RefSeq and is a predicted model, not a curated record. Gene Ontology annotation, biological process: protein localization to mitochondrion; proteasome-mediated ubiquitin-dependent protein catabolic process; intrinsic apoptotic signaling pathway in response to endoplasmic reticulum stress.